AAUAGCAUCUAAAUGCAAUGUCUAAAAUAGAAUAUAUUAGCCUCGAGGGUCUAAGAAUUGACGGAAGGCGACCUUCGGAAGUACGGCAUAUUGAUAUACUCUGCGGUCCCGAGUGCGGUGUCGACAUAAUCAACUACGAUGGAGUCGCACAAGUGACACAAGGACUUACUAAAGUCCAAGCAUUUAUUAACGGGCCCACAGACAUUGGAAGGAGUAAAACAAAGGAAGGUUUCGAAACUGCAGAUAGCCCCGUGGAAAUACGAUGCGAAGUUUGCAUACCAAGUGAAAGGAAAUCAAUGGGUCAUAGAAAUAAUGAUGCAACAGUUGAAAUCUCACGAGCUGUCGUCGGUACAUUUGAACCAGUGAUUAUAUCCCACCUGUACAAGAAUUCGACGAUACAUAUUUUUGUAAAUGUUUUAGAAGCAGAUGGCGGAGUAAAGGCUACAGUCAUUAAUGCAGUGUUGAUCGCACUCAUUGACGCGGGAAUAGCUAUGAAGGACAUUAUAGUAGCGUGCACCGCAGUAAUGCUUAAUGAGACGCUUUUGAUAGAUCCCAAUCAGCUGGAAAUCAAUGCCAGUAUUAUGGAGCUCACACUAGCACUAUCGGUGUCUAACGAAGAGUUAAUACACAUUGAUUUAAGAUCAAAAUACCCAAUUAAAUCGUAUGCCGAAAUCAUUGAGAAGGCUAUAAAAGGCUCUGAACGAUUUGCAGCCCUGGCAAAAGCAAAAUUAAAGGGUUAUGCACGUGAACAUUUGGAGAUCAAUAACGCAGUUCACGGAUCGAAGUUAGCACGGUGAUUGCAAAGGAAACGAAAUGAGGAAUAUACAGCGAGUUGGUGCCCCUCCGGAUUACAGGUGGGACCCACGGAACUUUGUAAAUAGGUUACGUGACAGCCCAUUUGAUUUUAUCGCAAUGACAGUGUAUAUACUACAUAUCGUCGGAUUUUUCUGCCUAUUGGUUGUACUCAAGGUGCGCCAUUCCAGAAAGAAAGGGUUUGCAGUCUCGCACUGAAUAACCCUGAAAAGUGCCAUAUCGGGGAAAUCAUUAACAUGGAAAUAACAUGUAUAUUUAAUCGUUUGUAACAG
Babesia bovis T2Bo is the source of this 1085-nucleotide messenger RNA. RefSeq names its product 3' exoribonuclease family domain 1 protein. NCBI's taxonomy places the organism in Eukaryota, Apicomplexa, Aconoidasida, Piroplasmida, Babesiidae. Gene Ontology annotation, cellular component: cytoplasmic exosome (RNase complex); nucleolus; nuclear exosome (RNase complex). Bases 18 to 797 code for a protein of 259 amino acids. Gene Ontology annotation, biological process: rRNA catabolic process; U4 snRNA 3'-end processing; poly(A)-dependent snoRNA 3'-end processing. The record is from RefSeq and is a predicted model, not a curated record. The transcript has 5 exons.